Rotaria sordida is the source of this 562-nucleotide messenger RNA. The record is from the annotation of a GenBank genome assembly. Lineage: Eukaryota; Metazoa; Rotifera; Eurotatoria; Philodinida; Philodinidae.
UAAUUUCUUAGCUUCAUAUUGAUCAGAUGGUUUAUUAUCUGUUGUCUAUGGCAUUAAUACUAGAUCAUCGAUUAUUACUAAAACAACUCCAUAUCAAGUUAUGUUCGGACAAGAACCUCGUUCUGAUUCUAAUUCUUGGAAACUUGUUAAAGAAAAUGAGAAACAACAAACAGGUUUUAUUGUAAUCGAUAUUGUUCUUACUGCUGGUGACUGUGGUGAUUUCAUAUUAGGUUGUGAUUUUAUCUCAACUGGUGAUUUUACAUCAGGUGGUGAUUUCAUAUUAGGUUGUGAUUUUAUCUCAACUGGUGAUUUUACAUCAGGUGGUGAUUUUACAUCAGGUGGUGAUUUCUUAUUAGGUUGUGAUUUUACAUUAGGUGGUGAUGUUAUGUUAGGUGGUGAUGUUAUGUUAAGUGGUGAUGUUAUGUUAGGUGGUGAUGUUAUGUUAAGUGGUGAUGUUAUGUUAGGUGGUAUACGUCUUGGAAUAGGUAUUUUUCCAUUUAAUGGUUCUUGUCAUCGACUAUCUCAUUCAUGUCGUACAAAUAGUACACAACAUUCAUCAUGA